UCAACAUCAAAAGCGAACCCUUAUGACCCACUUUGACUUUGACCAUCACCACAACCAAUUCAACAGGUUCUUCAUGUUAUGCUAACAUGUCAAACACACACACGCACACACAUUGUUUUAGGAAACAAUGCUGGCCAUAUUUGUCCAUGCUGUCAUCAUCCUGAUCAUGAUGAUCAUGGUCGAGUGUGGGCGUCAGUGGUCGAUCGGUAACUGUAUUUGCUGCUCCACAUUUGCCAUCCUCAACUUUAUUUAUGACUUGCAAUUAACACAGGGAGAAUGAUUUUAUCUAUCGGAAAUUGAAUCAGAUAACAAGAUUAAUCGCCAUAGUAACCCGAUAAUGAUCCCCAGUGUUGUUGGCAAUAAUAAUUUAUUAACUCAGCAGUCAAUAGUGAUUUGUAGUCAUUUGAGACGCAUCAUAUACGAUGGAUGGAAAAAACAUUCAAGUAGAUUCUGCAAUCAAUUUGAAUUUUGACAAUUUAGUGCCGGAUCAACAUUGCAUGGACAACAAUAAUCUUUAUUAUUCAACCCGGAAUCGCGGCCGAUGUAUUCUGUUGGAUUACUUGGCCGAUGUUCGAUCCCAAUCUACCGUCAGGCUUUUGCAAUCAACAUUUGGCAAAUUGAAUUAUCAAUUCGAAUGUUAUCGGGGCUGGAAUGAUCGACAGACAUUGCAGUUAUUGAAUCAAGGCCUUGAAGAUGAAUCAUUCGAUUCAUUGAUUGUAUUGAUUUUGACCACAUCAUGCAGGAAAGUGAUUGAAUGCGCAAAUCGGACUCGAAUCAAUUCGCAUAUUAUUGUCAAUAAAUUGAAUGGCAAAUUUUGCAAGCCGUUUGCUGGCAAACCGAAAGUCAUCAUGAUUCAAGAAUAUUGUAACAAAUUGGCCAGUGAUGGUCCCACAAUUGAUCAACAUCAUCAAUAUAUGAUUCCCAGCCAUGCCGAUAUGUUGAUCUAUACCUAUCGUGGUAAAAGUCAAUUAUUUUGGCCAACAUUAUGCUCCACACUAGUCACUAAAACAACUGAUUCGCUCGAUCUAGUCAAACAGUUGACUAUGGUUACCAAAUGUAUCCACCAACAAACCGGUAUCAUAACCGAAAUGUUUUCCACAUUAAUCAAGUUGUUUCGAAUCUGAAUCCCUUCAAUUCAAUUCAUUAAUAAUAUUUGCCUCAUUUA
Molecule: messenger RNA, 1165 nt
Organism: Dermatophagoides pteronyssinus (European house dust mite)
Lineage: Eukaryota; Metazoa; Arthropoda; Arachnida; Sarcoptiformes; Pyroglyphidae
Biological process (GO): proteolysis
Molecular function (GO): cysteine-type endopeptidase activity
Source: RefSeq, a predicted model, not a curated record